AAUCAAAACUUGGUUCAACGAUACUAAUCAGUACUGAGCAAUUUUUAUCAUUAAUUUACAACAAUCUUGCAGUUUCAACUGGUGGAUUUGGUGUCAAAUUUCAUGUAAAAUGCAAACCUUGCAAGACUGUUAGUGAAUUUAUUAACAAAUCAGAAACCAAUUUCAAUGCUUGUGUGGCAGCAGCAGGAUUG
Messenger RNA from Entrophospora sp. SA101, 191 nucleotides. NCBI's taxonomy places the organism in Eukaryota, Fungi, Glomeromycota, Glomeromycetes, Entrophosporales, Entrophosporaceae. The record is from the annotation of a GenBank genome assembly.